AUGUUUGAGGAGAAAGCCGGGUCGAGUUCAUCCUUGAUACUCCGCUUCAUCAUAACAAACAAAACCGCGGGCAAGGUAGAUGAUCAUCGCUGGGCCUUUCCGUCUGCCAGUUCUCAGAGCUUCGAUCAAGACAUCAUCGAGAUUUGCGAUUCCAUUGUCCAUUUCAUAAGCCAACAGAAUAAGACCCUGGGCAGCGCAAUCGUCCUCCGCGAGUUCCUCGAGUCAGCGGUUCAACGUUAUGAUGAGGACUACGACAUUACUCUAGAAGAAGAGACUCUGUUAAGUUCACUCGUCACCGAUCUUCCUCCUAUGCCGUCUCUUCCAGUUCAAGAGCUUCCCGUCGCGACAUCUUCCAAAGGUGGUGCGAAAAUUGCUCCCAAGGAUCAUUACCAUGUCUCUCCACGUUUCCCCGCGUCGAAUCAUCUGGCAAACAAGGUCGUUUCUUCAGUUGUGCAGGGCAAAGGGACAGGCUUCCCGGCACAGAGCCCAGUCCAACCGAAGACCAUCUCGGCGAUCGUUCCACACGGCGACGGAGUUGUCAGCUAUCCCGAUUUGAGUAAGGCACUACCCAAAGCCGAGACGUCCGAGUCUGCCAAGGAGGACCAACUUGUCGCAUCCAGGUCUACCGACGACACGCGAUCGCCACUUGUCCGAUUCCGGACCUUUCCCAAAAAGCCCUUCUCCGUGAGCGACCUUACGGCCGGAUCGUGGUGCGAACUUCAGUACUGGUAUACCCUCACAAGAUUGCCCUACGGGAGGAAAACCCGAACACGUGCCAUGAAAGAGGGGACCAGAGUACACAAGGACUUAGAAGACGAAGUGCAUACCACGGUUCGCAUUGAGAUCGCCAGCAAAACAGACGCCUUCGGGCUGAGGCUCUGGAACAUUGUCCAAGGCCUCAGAACUCUGCGCGACACCGGCCUGACGCGCGAACUGGAAGUCUGGGGGUUUGUCGACGGGAACGUCGUCAACGGCAUCAUCGACGGGCUCAGUUCCAUCCACCCCGAUCCGGAAUUCGAGAGAGAGCUGCGUCGGAGCCGAGAACUGCAGCCCAACAUGGCCGACUACUUUCCUCCCAGGAAAACAGGGAACGAGGAGAUCCCCCAGGUGUACCUGACCGAUGUCAAGACGAGGGGCAAGCGCACAACGGCCAAUGCGGCGUCGCUCCGGCCCGCCAAGGUGCAGCUGUUCCUGUACCACCGGUUCUUAUCGGAUAUGGCGGCAGACAAGCUGGACUAUCUGCGUGUCUUCCGGCGAUACAAUCUUGAUCCCGACGAGCCCUUCUCGGAUUCCUUCCUUGCGCAGAUGGCGAACCUGCACGACGAAGAGUUCUUCGACGCCUCGGAGACAGAGACAGACGUAGACACAGACGGAAGCUUUGCCGCUGCGCCGCCUUUGUCUGGUGCAAGCGACUCCUCGCAAUCUACACCCACGCAGCAGCAGCAACCAUCGUCAAGCGACCGGUUCAACAGCCAACCUAGUUGGUCUCCCAGACCGCCAGAUCUGGUCAAAUACCGCACCCUACGAGAACUCGUGCCCCUCCUCGUCUCCGAGCUGCGCCAAACCUUCCCUCACGGCCCCGACUCGGUCGGUCGCCUCCUCUCUGUCGAGUACCGCUACCAGCUGGACGGUUCUCUCAUCGACACCCGCAUCUUCCCUAUGGAUGACCGCGCCUUGGAUGUCUACCUCGAGCACACCAUGGCGUGGUGGCAAGGAAAACGGGACCCACGCGGCGUGCAAAUCGAGGAUGCGUGGAAGUGUUUCGUGUGCGAGUUCGCUGAGAGUUGUGUUUGGCGUAGGGAGAUGGAUGAGGAUCGACUACAGAGUGCGAGGCGGCGCCUGGAGGUGAAGCGGGAGAGUGGUAACAGUUGA
This is a messenger RNA of Sodiomyces alkalinus F11, 1872 nucleotides long. RefSeq lists its product as hypothetical. The record is from RefSeq and is a predicted model, not a curated record. The transcript is spliced from 6 exons. Gene Ontology annotation, cellular component: nucleus; mitochondrion. Gene Ontology annotation, molecular function: single-stranded DNA 5'-3' DNA exonuclease activity. Gene Ontology annotation, biological process: interstrand cross-link repair. NCBI's taxonomy places the organism in Eukaryota, Fungi, Ascomycota, Sordariomycetes, Glomerellales, Plectosphaerellaceae. The coding region runs from base 1 to 1872 and encodes 623 amino acids.